GCAACAGUAGUCUAGAUACCGUUAUUGCGGAUGUCCACAAAGUGACUUAAAAUUGUGUUAUUUAUAUACAUACAUAUGUACACACAAUUUAAGUCUGGAUAUCAAAAAUUACAAGAAAAUAAUUGCAUGCGAAUGAUGAAACCGUUUAGGAAAUUAGUUGAUUAAACCAAAGUUGUGAUUAUUUUGUUGUAUUUUGUGCUGUGAUUGCGCUUAGUGCAAGCAAGUGAAAGAUAGCAUAGUAAAAUAAAAAUAAAUAAAUAAAAUCCAAAUAUCGAUUCUCCGCAAAAAUAUGACAUUCGUGCAACCGUUUGUGUUCUUCCGUGAUGGCCGGUAGCAAGUACAGCAACAACUAUGUAUACCACACAGUGGUUUUAUGUGUGCGUUUGCAUUGAAAAAUCGAAACAGCAAGCAUUGAAGCUCUGGGCAAAUUGGAUUGGAUAUGAUUUGCAAGUGAAUCUAGAAAUUAACGCUUAAGAACCCAAAAUCAUUUCGUAUUUCAACACAUUAUAAGCAACACACACAUUCGGACACCGUCUUCAAUUUCGUUAUUAUGGAUUGGAGUUGGGCCAUUGCUGGUGUCAACGAUGAAAUACCACGUACAGCGGGCCCCGAAUGCAUUAAUUAUAUGACGAAUCGCCGUCGAUGGAUCGAAUCGGUAGUACUUAGUCUAAUCUUCAUCUAUUUAAUAUACUGGGCAGCGAAACGUAUGGACCCGAUUAUAGUGCCACCGCCAAAGGAAAUGAAUAAGCCACACUCUGCCAUAAGAUUAAUGCUACUAAUAUUGAUGACUUUUAUAUUUGGUGUGGAAAUGGGUUUUAAAUUUGCAAAUCAAAAUAUGAUAUACGUCCUGAAUCCAUGCCAUAUUCAAACUUUGGUGCAGAUCUAUCUGUUGGCAGCGAAACCUAGUAAAACUACGAUAGCAUUAUUCAGAAUACAAAUGAAUAAUUUAAAUGGUCCCUUUUUGGCGUUUCUUUUUCCGGAAGUGGAAUGUCGCACACUUCAUUUUGAGCAAGCGACCUAUUGGAUUCAGCAUGCCCUAUUAUAUCUGAUUCCCGUGUAUAUAUUAAAAAGUGGUGCCUAUCAAAUUGAGCACAUCCACGACUACAAUUGGACUACUAUCGGUACCGCGACAAUGCUGCUCUAUCAUUUUGCCUUUUUAAGUACUUUAUCAAUGUACACCGGCAUCAAUCUCAGUCAUAUGCUCUGUGCCGCUCUAUCAGAUCCCUUUCAGGGGCAAAAUUAUCGAAUUGCAGCUACGAUGCAUGAAAUACUUUUGUGUCCCAUACUUAAUAAAGGAACUGUAAUUAUGUUUAGCAAACCAACACCGGUCUUCAGUGCUAAAAAAGUGAAACCCGGUUUAGAGUUGCGUAUCAAUAAGCUCAUCAACGCCGAUAGACGUGUCUCGUCCGACGAAGCGUUGCUUAGUUCGCACCUGCGCAGUACACGUGAGCUCUUAUCAAAAUCGGUACCAACGACACCUUCCUCCUUACCACAAGUUUCAAAUAAUUCACCGCUGAAUGAAAUAUCUUUGGUUGCCGAAAUGGCGGCAGCAGUGGCAGCUGGUACUGGUCCUGUUACGGUUAUGCGAAGUUUAAAACGAAAUUCCAUUAGCGUAAUAAACUCUGAAAAUGUGACUAAAGAAGGAAGACAUGAUGAUCAUAGGAGGAUGGGGGAAUUAAAAAGUAAUGAAUGCGCGAAAGCCACAAUUGCCUCAAAUGAUGAGUACACAAUGCCAACAAAAAUUGACUAGUAUCCAACGAAAAUAUGUGAUAGAUGUUGGUGGAUUCAUAAAAUUUCCAUUUCAUGCUCAUAGUAAAGAUACAUACGUUAAUAUUGGAAAAGCAAUAAAAAAGUGCGAUUAAUUUGGAAGGUCAAUUGUAUUUGAGACUAAACAGCAAGAAAAGCAA
Molecule: messenger RNA, 1907 nt
Organism: Anastrepha ludens (Mexican fruit fly)
Lineage: Eukaryota; Metazoa; Arthropoda; Insecta; Diptera; Tephritidae
Product: transmembrane protein 164
Exons: 5
Coding region: 551-1750 (399 amino acids)
Source: RefSeq, a predicted model, not a curated record